CUUUGUUGCUUGUUGUGGCGGGGAAGCUGAGCGCCAGCAUGUGCUCGCACUUCACCAGAGCCGGCUGGCAAAGCAGGGGAAGAAGGUUGGGGAUGAGCACUGUACACCCAGGGGGUAGGGCUCCUGUCUGGCCGAUGUGCUGAGCAAACAGGAGCCCGGCAACGUCUCUCCGGGCUGCAGCACGGGUGGGGGUUUCCCUUUUUCUCUUCGGUUACUGAAGCCGGUGGGCCAAAUUCAUCUGACGUGCGAAGGGCACCAGUGAGGGCUCUGAGCCCUUCUUAUUUUUUGAAGCCCUGAGACAAGCAGCUGGUGAAGGGGGCAGUGGCUUUCUUGCUUGGGCUUGGAGUUUGGCUCCUGGUUUUCAGCGGUGUGCUGAGCCCCGGGUUUUGUGUCGGGACCUCAGGGGCGGCUGGCACCAGGGGAGCCCCCUCGCGGGGAGCGGGAGGUUGUGUGCAGUGGCAGAGCCUCGCCCGGGCGGACUGCGGACUCGCUCGGCGGAAACCCGAGGAGGACCGCGCUGCCCCGCUCUAGCCAGGACCCCUUCCCAGCAUACGGGGCUCUUCUCCCUCCGCGUUUCAAAGCGGACCCCAGCGAGCCCGGGCUCCUCCGCGGCAACCGCCGCCCCCCUGCCGCCUUUGUGCCUCGGCGAGGUGGCCCCGGGGCGCUCCGUCCUCGCCGUGCGCCCGGCAGCGGAGUGAGGCGUUGGGCGACGCUCCCUUACGCAGGCCACUCCGGCGUCGGUUUCAAGGCCCCUCCCUCCCGGUGAAAGGCAGACUGCGGGGCGCCUGGAAACCGGUCCGAGAGAGAGAGGCGAGGGGGAGAGGGCUUGAGGGAUUGACACAAAUGGUCAGGCGGCGGCGGCGGCGCAGGAGGCGGCGGCGGUAGCGGCGGCGGCAGCAGCAGCAGCAGCCCGGGCUGCCUCUCGCGAGGGGGAGCCGCGCGCUGCCUCCCUCCGGGCUCCGGCGGCCCCAGCGCGGCGGGCAGCGGCGCCCGUGCCCCCCGCCCUGCCCUUCAUGAGGCUGCGAGCGGCAGGCGGCGGCGGGCGCCCGCGGAGCCAUGGCUGAGCGCGGGCAAGUCCGCUCCGCGCGGCGGCUGCUGCUGGCGCUGGCGCUGGCGGUGGCGGCGCGGGGCCAGGCGCCGGCGCAGCAGCAGCAGUACAACGGCGAGCGCGGCAUCUCCAUCCCGGACCACGGCUACUGCCAGCCCAUCUCCAUCCCGCUCUGCACGGACAUCGCCUACAACCAGACCAUCAUGCCCAACCUGCUGGGCCACACCAACCAGGAGGACGCGGGGCUGGAGGUGCACCAGUUCUACCCGCUGGUCAAGGUGCAGUGCUCGGCCGAGCUCAAGUUCUUCCUGUGCUCCAUGUACGCGCCCGUGUGCACGGUGCUGGAGCAGGCGCUGCCGCCCUGCCGCUCCCUGUGCGAGCGGGCGCGCCAGGGCUGCGAGGCGCUCAUGAACAAGUUCGGCUUCCAGUGGCCCGACACGCUGCGCUGCGAGAAGUUCCCGGUGCACGGCGCGGGCGAGCUGUGCGUGGGGCAGAACACGUCGGAGCGCGGCACCCCCACGCCCUCGCUGCUGCCCGAGCUCUGGACCAGCAACCCCCAGCAGCGCGGCGCGGGUGGCGGCGCGGGAGCGCCGGGGGCCGGGGCCGGCGCCGCCGCUGCGGCCGCGGGGGGCGGCAAGUUCUCCUGCCCGCGGGCCCUCAAGGUGCCCGCCUACCUCAACUACCGCUUCCUGGGCGAGAAGGACUGCGGCGCCCCCUGCGAGCCCGGCCGCCUCUAUGGGCUCAUGUACUUCGGGCCCGAGGAGCUGCGCUUUGCCCGCACCUGGAUCGGCAUCUGGUCGGUGUUGUGCUGUGCCUCCACGCUCUUCACCGUGCUCACCUACCUGGUGGACAUGAAGCGCUUCAGCUACCCCGAGCGGCCCAUCAUCUUCCUGUCGGGCUGCUACACAGCCGUGGCCGUGGCCUACAUUGCUGGCUUCCUGCUGGAGGAGCGCGUGGUGUGCAAUGAGCGCUUCGCUGAGGACGGCUCGCGCACGGUGGCACAGGGCACCAAACGCGAGGGCUGCACAAUCCUCUUCAUGAUGCUCUACUUCUUCGGCAUGGCCAGCUCCAUCUGGUGGGUCAUCCUCUCGCUCACCUGGUUCCUGGCAGCUGGCAUGAAGUGGGGCCACGAGGCCAUCGAGGCCAACUCACAGUACUUCCACCUGGCUGCCUGGGCUGUGCCGGCCAUCAAGACCAUCACCAUACUGGCCUUGGGGCAGGUGGAUGGCGACGUGCUCAGUGGUGUCUGCUUUGUGGGCAUCAACAACGUAGAUGCCCUGCGCGGCUUCGUGCUGGCCCCCUUGUUCGUCUACCUGUUCAUCGGCACCUCCUUCCUGCUGGCCGGCUUUGUGUCGCUCUUCCGCAUCCGGACCAUCAUGAAGCAUGAUGGCACCAAGACAGAGAAGCUGGAGAAGCUGAUGGUGAGGAUUGGGAUCUUCAGUGUCCUCUACACGGUGCCUGCCACCAUCGUCAUCGCCUGCUAUUUUUAUGAGCAAGCCUUUAGGGAACAGUGGGAAAGGAGCUGGGUCACCCAGAGAUGUAAGAGCUAUGCCAUUCCCUGCCCCAACAACCACAGCAGCCACCACCCACCCAUGAGUCCUGACUUCACUGUCUUCAUGAUCAAGUAUCUCAUGACCUUAAUCGUGGGCAUCACCUCAGGCUUCUGGAUCUGGUCUGGGAAAACGCUCAAUUCCUGGAGGAAGUUCUAUACUAGACUCACCAACAGCAAGCAGGGGGAAACCACCGUGUGAAGCCCAGCCCCACCCAGCUGAGGGAAACCUUUUGCCUCAAAGGUGGGUGAGGGACCUGUAUCCAGCUCGCCAUGUAGCCACCAUUCUAGCUGGGACGGGGUGAAAUGCUUGCAAAACAGUCAGACUUUCUGGACUGCAAACGACAUCUCCAGCCUGCAGGGAACUCUGAGAGAACAGAGGCAGGUGGGGAAACUCCUAAGCUGGGACAGACUCUCUCUUUCUGUUUCUCCCUCUCUCUCUCUUUUUCUGUCUCCUAUUGGAACUGAACAUACUGUGUCCUUUGGGGAGAGGGUUGUAAAUAGUCUCUGUAAGAUUUUGUAAGUAUAUUUGUACUGUAUUUAAAUUGCAAAGAUCUCUCACUUUUUUUAAUUAUUUAGGACAUUUUAAAGCCAUUUACAGAUAUCCCUCCCCCCAUCCCCCCACCCACACACACUUUAAAAAAAAAAAAAACAACUGGUAUUGGAUUUUAUUUUCUAGUGCAGGAUUGAAUUUUUUAUUUUUUUUUAAAACCAAAACAGAUCCCUCUCUUCUCCCCCAGACAGGUUGGCUGAUUUGCUUGGAGUUUUAGUUGCAUGAACAGCAGGGCCUGCACUGAGGUUGCUGCAGCUGUGCAAAGGCUCCUCCUGACCCAGGCAACCUCCUGAUCCCAACUUCCUACCUAGGUAUGGGGAGGUGGAGAAGAUCACCUGUCAUGAUCCUGCCCCAGAUGCAGGGACAGGUUGUUUAUCCCUUAUCAAUUGUAUCCUGAGGGAAGAGAAGAGAAAGCAGCAAUUUGCUGCCUCUACCAGCUCUGCAUGGUAGAAGAGAGGAUGAGAGCAGAGGAGCUGAUCCCUGCUGCCCACCAAUAACUAUAUGGUCUCCUUGUCUUGCUGUCUCCCCAAAGACAUUCAAUACCAGUCACCCAACUGCCAGGGGAAGGGGCGGAAGAAGUGGGAGGACCAUUUUGGUUCUGUCCCAAACCGUGCCUCACCUCUGGGGCCACAGCAGCAGAAUAAACAACUUUCUGCCAAGGUUUUGGAUUAGAUGUGUGUUUGGAGGGGGGAGGGGGUUGGCUGUCUUCUGGGGGUUUUUUUGGGGGGGGGGGAGGGUUUCUCUCUCUCUUUUAAAAAAAUUAUUUAACUGUAGCUAAAGGAGAAUUGUGGUUUUUUAAUGGUCAAGAUCAGAGGUCUUAACGCCACCUGAACCUGUAGCAGGUCUGAUGGCUUAAAAACGAGAACAUGGAUAUUAAACUUUCCCUAUAAAGUUAUAUUUUAAACCCCCCGCAAAAGGAAAAAGCAAGAGAUGACUGGUCUGGGUGAUCUAUUGGCUGUCACCGUCACAAAAAGUUUAGCAUUGUGUGCAAGAAAGAGAGACCAAGAAUAGUUCUACUCCUGAUUCUAAUUGUGUGCUCAGUUUUAGCCAUCUGCUUCAGCAGUGAGUAAGCUUGUGUAUGUUUAUGAUAAUAUUAUUCUGGUAAUGAAACCGCUGAGGGAGAACUACCUGGAAUGCUUUGUUGAGAUGCUGAUACUUGCUUAGAUUAACAGACAGCUCAAUAUAAACAGGAUCAGGAAAUAUGAACUCAGUAAAAAGAGUUCUAUCAGAAUGAAAUGCAGCAUUCAGAUUUUUAAAAAUUAAAACUAUAAAUUGACUUUCCAGUUUCAAAAUGUUUAAAAACAUUAACCCUCCUUUGAAUUCUAGUUUAUGUGUUUGUUGUUAUGAAGGAAGGAAGGAAGCUUUAGACUACUAGGAGGGAAAAAUGGUUAAACAAUCUGGUGGGCUAUGAGACCUUAAGGAACCUCUCCCUUUUUUUAGCACAGUAAUUACACUGCAUACUGUGGAGGUAAGAAAGCACGCAUGCAAUAUGUCUACUAUCUCAUAUUGCUCCUGGAUAAGUGUGAGGGGACAGGGUUAAACAGGUUUAAACAAGAUGCAUCAAAUGUAACCCUUGACAGCUUCAUUUUAAUAUUUAGUCCUCUGUAUGAAAAACAGCAGACUGCUACAAUGCUACACUCCUGAUUGUAUUGUUAUAACUUUUUAUAUAACAAGCACCUGUAUUUAGGUUCAUAAAUGUUAUCUAUGGCUCCCAUACCCUGAAAUGCAAAGUUAUUUGAAUUCGGUAUGCAUUUAUUUCUGUUCAUUAUCACAAGAUCAUCUAUAUUUAUAGAGGAAUAGAAAUUUAUAUAUAUUAAAUACCAUAUUUUUAAUUUCUCUGAAAUAAAUUGAGGUUUUGUACAAAA
Messenger RNA from Alligator mississippiensis (American alligator), 5015 nucleotides. RefSeq names its product frizzled class receptor 1 (gene FZD1). The transcript has a single exon. The record is from RefSeq and is a predicted model, not a curated record. The coding region runs from base 1057 to 2799 and encodes 580 amino acids. Gene Ontology annotation, cellular component: plasma membrane. Gene Ontology annotation, molecular function: Wnt-protein binding; Wnt receptor activity. Lineage: Eukaryota; Metazoa; Chordata; Crocodylia; Alligatoridae. Gene Ontology annotation, biological process: non-canonical Wnt signaling pathway; canonical Wnt signaling pathway.